This is a messenger RNA of Hyaloscypha bicolor E, 630 nucleotides long. RefSeq lists its product as uncharacterized. Gene Ontology annotation, molecular function: protein binding. The transcript is spliced from 3 exons. NCBI's taxonomy places the organism in Eukaryota, Fungi, Ascomycota, Leotiomycetes, Helotiales, Hyaloscyphaceae. Bases 46 to 630 code for a protein of 194 amino acids. The record is from RefSeq and is a predicted model, not a curated record.
CCACCUUCGAGGAUCUCUGAACCAUCAAACCUCGAUCACGGAACCAUGGCCGGCACUGCAACCUCUUCCUCUGCUCGUCCUGCAGGCAGUCCAAAGACUAAGAAAAACCCAUCCCUCGAGAAUCCGUUUGCCCUGGUGACACUCUAUGCUGGCAAUGAAGAAAAUGCCAAACCCUUCAAGUUGCACACAGAUUUUGCCUGCCAUUAUUCCCCCGUAUUCAAAGCAGCGUUCAACAGCGGCUUCACCGAAGGGCAAUAUCAAGAAUAUCGACUGGAUGUGGAGGAGGAGGAAGUUGUCCGCCUCCUAGUCGAGUGGUUCUAUACGCAAGCCUUGAAUACUCGCCAGCCGGAAGAGAAGUUGGACGAUGCGGCGACCAUGGAGGAAGACCUCAUUCUAGCCAAACUUUGCGUGCUUGCGGAUAAACUCCUACUGCCUCAAAUGCAGAAUCAAGUUUUAGACAGAGUACAAGAGAUCCGCAACGCGGCUGGGCGAAUACCUACAGAAUGUUUACAUUACGUCUACAACAACACGCCGCCGGGAAGCCCUCUACGUCGGUGGAUGUGGCUUAGGCAGUUUCAGGGUACCAUUUCAAUGAUAAAGGAUGAAGACCAUAUAUCGGGCAUUGCUUAG